Talpa occidentalis (Iberian mole) is the source of this 403-nucleotide messenger RNA. Its product is annotated as 60S ribosomal protein L36. Gene Ontology annotation, molecular function: structural constituent of ribosome. The transcript has a single exon. Bases 33 to 350 code for a protein of 105 amino acids. Gene Ontology annotation, cellular component: cytosolic large ribosomal subunit; ribosome. NCBI's taxonomy places the organism in Eukaryota, Metazoa, Chordata, Mammalia, Eulipotyphla, Talpidae. Gene Ontology annotation, biological process: cytoplasmic translation. The record is from RefSeq and is a predicted model, not a curated record.
UCCGCAGCGGCGGCCAUUCCACAGCAGCAGCCAUGGCUCUGCGCUACCCCAUGGCCGUGGGCCUCAACAAGGGCCACAAGGUGACAAAGAACGUGAGCAAGCCGAGACACAGCCGCCGGCGCGGCCGCCUCACCAAGCACACCAAGUUCGUGCGGGACAUGAUCCGGGAGGUGUGUGGCUUUGCCCCCUAUGAGCGGCGCGCCAUGGAGUUGCUCAAGGUCUCCAAAGACAAGCGGGCCCUCAAGUUCAUCAAGAAAAGGGUGGGGACACACAUCCGCGCCAAGAGGAAGAGAGAGGAGUUGAGCAAUGUCCUGGCUGCCAUGAGGAAGGCAGCUGCCAAGAAAGACUAACAACCCUCCCACCUCCCAAUAUGCACAAAUAAAAUCUUUGCAGAAAAAAAAAA